AUGGGGGACUUUGAUGGUGAGAAAAAAGAAUUGAUCAAGAAAUUGGUAAACUUUCGCAUGAUCGAUGGUAAAAGAACGAGAGUUCGUGCUAUUGUUUAUAAAACUUUUCACCGCCUAGCUCGAAUUGAACGCGAUGUAAUAAAACUUAUGGUUGACACCGUAGAUAAUAUAAAGCCAAUAUGCGAAGUGGUCAAAGUAGGAGUCGCAGGUACUAUUUAUGAUGUUCCUGGGAUUGUAGCCAGGGAUCGUCAACAAACCUUAGCUAUUCGUUGGAUCCUUGGAGUAGCUUUCAAACGACGUAUAAGCUACAGGAUAAGCUUAGAGAAAUGUUCAUUUGCUGAGAUACUGGAUGCUUACCAAAAGAGGGGAAUUUCACGUAAGAGAAGGGAGAAUCUUCAUGGACUGGCUUCCACCAAUCGGAGUUUCGCGCAUUUCAAAUGGUGGUAA
Messenger RNA from Triticum turgidum subsp. durum (durum wheat), 447 nucleotides. Lineage: Eukaryota; Viridiplantae; Streptophyta; Magnoliopsida; Poales; Poaceae. The record is from the annotation of a GenBank genome assembly.